AUGAAAAACCGGGCCUACGGGAAGCUCGCCAUUGCCACAGCAGCCAUUCUCGGAAUCAUCACACUCGGGGCACUGAUAUACCUGCUGGUGUGGUACAUUCGACGAAGCCUCCGCGUCCGACGGCUUCGCCGUAAGGAGAAUCGGAAAAAUGACCAAUUCGACCAGUCCACAGUGUCCCUAGCCGAAGACACAAGCAGGACGCUAGACGACUUCCUCAUGAAGGAUAUCCAGCCCGAGCGGAAUUCAAUCAUCUUCAGCAGGAGCGGAUCUCCACCCAUCACCAUCGUCAUUGACAACGCGGACGAGGCUGCCCGCUGCAAGUCUCCACCUCAGCCUCACCUUAUAGAAAAUCACGCUGCAUAUACUCAGAGCUGGACACCGAUCUCGCCCCAAGAAUCGGAUCCUGAUGAACCACGGUCAGACCAGACCGAGUGGAGCAGCUCGGGACAGCGUUCUUCAAGCUCGACGCCAAGAGCAUCUACCUCCUCGUCCAUCGUCCCAACAUUGCGAUCAUCACAAAUCUGGACUACGACCUCUGCUACCACGCCGUCGGACCAGACACAGACGAGCAGCUUGGGACAGCGUUCUUCAAGCUCGACGCCAAGAGCAUCCAUCUCGUCGCCUGUCGUCCCAACAUCGGGAUCCUCCCAGGCUUGGACUACGACUUCUGCCGGGACUGAGACGGUUUCGCUCCUUAGUCGAUCUUCGAACCAUUCCCGUCUCCCUCAAAGUCCCACUAGCCCAUCUGCCUCACGCGGACCACAUAUAUAUACACGUCGGUCGAAUGCUUCUGGUACAUCGAGUCGGCCAUCUAGUACAGGUAUUUUACAGUCUGCAUCCCGCAUGUUCAAUGAGGCGGAGGCUUCUCGGAUGGCUUACUCGAGUAACAUCGGCUCUGUUCGAUCAAUGAGUCCCACUUCUCCCGUUUCUCCUGUGUUGGUGGACAUUUCAGCUGAAAGUGAUCCGCCUCAAUGGACCUCGGUUCCCCCGACUCCCUUUCCUUUCAGUCAGCUAUAA
Messenger RNA from Penicillium egyptiacum, 1017 nucleotides. The record is from the annotation of a GenBank genome assembly. Lineage: Eukaryota; Fungi; Ascomycota; Eurotiomycetes; Eurotiales; Aspergillaceae.